GGGCCGUGCGUGGGCGGGGCCUCGUCGCCUCGCCCCGCCCCCCGCAGGUGAUGGCGGUAGCCGGGGCGGCGGCUGUUGGCGCCGGGGAGGUGAGAGGGAUCCUGCCCUGCCGGUGAGGGGCUCGGGGGACACGCGGACACGCACGGCCGUUGGGCGGCCCCCCUGACCCGGCAGCAUGAAGGUGGAGGCGGGGGAUCUGUCCGCGAUCAACCUGUCGGUGCAGCAGGUGCUGAGCCUCUGGGCACAUGGCACCGUCCUGCGCAGCCUCACCGAGAUGUGGUACUGGGUUUUCCUCUGGGCUCUCUUCUCCUCUCUCUUUGUCCAUGGUGCUGUGGGAGUGUUAAUGUUUGUGAUGCUGCAGAGGCAUAGGCAGGGGAGACUAAUCUCUGUCACUGUGGUCAGCAUUGGAUUUCUGGGUUCUGUAACAGGAGCAAUGAUAACCAGUGCUGCAGUAGCUGGAAUUUACAGAGUAGCAGGAAAGAAUAUGGCUCCCUUAGAAGCUCUUGUCUUUGGUGUUGGACAGACAGUACUGACAUUAAUUAUCUCAUUUUCAAGGAUUCUUGCAACGCUCUGAGGCUUAUGUAAAAAAAGAAUUUCAACUAGCCUAAAGAAAUCUCUGAUCUGAAGAGAAGCUUCCUGGAAGUGGAUUCAACAGCUUAUGAACUUGAAUGCUAGUGCAAGAGAAAGGAAGCGAUGUGGAACAUGCACUACAAAUCUGGAGGUUCAGUCGAAUGAACAGACUGUCCUCUAGUGUCUGAACUCUUGUACUUCUGCGUUGUGCCUUACGUGCUUCAAUCAUAGGAAAAGUGCAAUCCCUGUGUAAAGCACCUUGAGUAGCUGCCAGUCAGGCUAAUGCUUGGUGAUAGGAUCAUUGUUCUUAUCAGUGUUUUAAUAAAAAUAAAUGCGCGCUCCUGAAAGUUGCUGUAUGUGCCAAACUUGGAGUUUAGUUCUUAACAGUUGGUUGGGUGAGCUUUUUUUGAAAUGGUAGAUAUAGAAGAAUGCUGUGGAUAUACACUGUUUAACUUCAGGGGGAAUAGUACGAUGACUUUUUUUUACUCUUAUUCAGCAUUAAAAACAACAGUUAGGUCCAAUUUCAGUGGUAGACAAAUAUUGGUGGGAUUUAAGAACUACAACUUUACCAAUCCUGAUGUAAUUAGCACAAUCUCAGAAUGAAUUGUGUCAGUUUACUGAAGAUCAGCACAUCAUUUUUUCAUGGUUUUGGUUCUUUAGGCAUCCUUAGUUUAAGGAGACUGUGUGAGAAAAAAGUAUAAUCUGUUGUGUAUGUACAUAUGAAUCUUAAACUAAUGCGUUCCUUUAAAUUAUUUUGUCUGAAAUGGUUACCACCCCUUCUAAAAGCCUUAGAAAAGCUACUUGCUGCAAGUAAGCUCCCUCUUUUUAAGUACUGAUAGUACUAUUAACCCUACACAUACUCUUUAAAGAAUAGACAAAUGUAAUACAGACUUUGAGAAUAUACCUAUGAAAAUGGAAAGUGUUUAAAAAAAAAACACAAACAACACAAGUCUUCAAUGCAACAAAAAUGUUAAGCUUGCUUAAUAAAAGUUACCUUACUUUGGAAGUUUGGAAGUGGGGCGGGACUGGUGUAUUUACAACUUCGUUUCUGAACAUUUUAUAUCCUUGGAAAGGUUAAGACACCUGGAACUUUCAAAUACGUAUCUUUCAGAGUUUGUGCUUUUCUAGUUUAAAGGGAACACUACUGUUGUGCAUGUGAGAUGUCUUAAGUGUGAAUCAUUUGGAGUGAAUAGAAAUUUUAAUGCUAUUUAUGAAGAGCAAAAUUUAAAGGGCACAAAGUUCUGUAUGAGGAAUAAGACAUCUUUUACAUACUUACUCAACUGAAUGCUUUUUAGAAGUUGACUGUCAAUAAUGAUAAGAAUAAUUAAUUGCCCAAAGGUUUUGCUGUUAAGAUGUCAAAAAGACUUUCAGAGUUGUUGAAAUCACUGGCAUCUGCUGUACAGCUAAAAGAAAAUAAUAGGGUUAAAAUACAACUUACAAUCCAGCUUUAUUGCUUAGUGCUUCAAAACGGUAUAAUGAAUUAACCUGCUUUCUGUUAUUUUCUUCCAUUAAAAACCAUUCUUUUGGUUUUUUUAAAAGCACUAAGGAUGCUAAUAUUUUUUCUUUGGAAGUAUUUUAGUUUUUUUCAAAAUGUACAAAGUUGCAGGCUAUGAAGGGAACAAUGUAAAAUGUAGGUUUAUAAACCUCAGUGUUACACUUUUAGCUUUGAGUCACUUUAAAAUGCUGUGGAAUACCUAUAUUUUCCUUACUUUGAUUUCAAAACUUAUUUUUCAUGGCUUGAUUAUUUUUAUUAUUAUUAUUUUAUUAUUUUUUUUACUUUCUGCUGAUUCUUUUUGGCAUAAGUCAUAGCACUUUGUCUAUUAAAGUUAUUGCAUCUGUCAAAAUGCAUUUUAAACUUCUCCCCAUUGUCUUACGAUAUGAGAACUGGUUUCAGGUAUUUAAUUCAAAUGGAAUAAUAAAAUCAAUGAUAUUUCUCCUAAUGUGCCUUGUAAAGUAUAUUUUUAGGGGAGAAGAUUUUUAAAAGUUGCUCUCUUCAUUGUGUUUUUUUUUAGGUAUUCUAAAUCAGCUUGGUUAUUUGAUAUGUCUCAUCCAACAGACUUUAAAGUGUUUGUGUUUGACAACUUAGAAAUGCUUGUCUGAAUCAAAAACAACCCUCUCACAAAGCAUUGCAUUCAGUAAUUUUAAAUGUCUCGUGUCUUUACUUCACCCUGAAUCUUGUUUCCUGUCUCCAAAUUACCUUGAACAUCUCAAUUCUUAUUAUAUGGGUUUUCUUACACUAUCACUGUUCAAAGGCUUGCUUUGUUUCACUAACUUAAACUCUUAUGAGACCACUGCUAACUUAGGAAAUUUAUGUAACUAAUAAAACUUCAUUCGUCAUUUUAGUUGUAGUGCCAAUGAAUUUUUUGUCACUCUAACCUUCUUCCUUUGACAAGGAGGUAUCUUUGCAGAUGUUGAAUAACCUUCCUCCAAAUAAUUUUUAUUGUACAGAUCACUGUAAUCGCAUUUAAAGUGGUUAGGUGCUUAUUUGUCUCUGCUUUAUAUGAUGUUGUCUAGCAACAAUGAAUAGGCAGUAAAUGUAGUGCCUAGCUGGUGUAACAGAUGAAGUUUUUAAAUGCUUCUUGUGAGGGAUAAAUGAGGAUGUCUAGUUCAUCUAUGAAAUGUUCCUUGAUCAUGGCAUGAACUUAAUGAAUAGUAAUUCCAGUAGAGGAAACAUACAAGUGGCCUUACAUCUCUGAAACUUGGAGGCUUCAUUCCACGUCCUUAGGAACAGUAUUGUUAAACUUGUAAAAGGUGCUCUACUCAAAGCAUGGUGUGUGUAUACAUGUAUAUGCUAUUUAUAUAAAUAUGUGUAUUAACUAUGUUUUGGAGGUGUAGUCUGUAUUUUACAGAAAGUAACAGCUGAAAUAACUUGCCCAAGAAAAAGAAAAAAAAAUAGGAUAACCUAGGAUUUUUUUCAUCAUUACUAAGCUACAGAAAUAUCUUGUGCAUGAAUGGCACGGAUGGUACUCUGCUUUGCUUUGGACAAUAAAGCAUUGUGCAGAUGUCUACCCAAAAUCGUUUAGAGCUAUCUUUAAAUAGCUCUGCAUGUUUCUGCAUGGUAUCACUAAGCACAUUCUGUGCAUUGUAAAUUAUUAAUUUAUAGUAGAGAACAAAUAUAUCGACACAACUUCCUCUUUGGAGGAGGCAUUCGAAUACUGGAUAUACUGUUCAAUGUAAAGAUGCUUCUGUUGCUUUGUUAGAAGCUGCUGUUGUUAAAGACUUAUACAUUCCACACAAUUCUGACUUACUGAUAUAAUAAAAAAUCUUUUUUUCAGAAAA
Anas platyrhynchos (mallard) is the source of this 3849-nucleotide messenger RNA. Its product is annotated as transmembrane protein 170B. NCBI's taxonomy places the organism in Eukaryota, Metazoa, Chordata, Aves, Anseriformes, Anatidae. Gene Ontology annotation, cellular component: plasma membrane. The record is from RefSeq and is a predicted model, not a curated record. Gene Ontology annotation, biological process: negative regulation of canonical Wnt signaling pathway.